Periconia digitata is the source of this 2114-nucleotide messenger RNA. The record is from the annotation of a GenBank genome assembly. NCBI's taxonomy places the organism in Eukaryota, Fungi, Ascomycota, Dothideomycetes, Pleosporales, Periconiaceae.
CUCCAUCAUCCAACCGAACGCGCCUGGCCAACUCGAUCUGCGAAACCAUAUCGAAGCGACAAUUUUGUCGCGCUGAUACUAUCGCCAUGUACGGUGCUAACCAAGCCUACAACGUGCCCGAUCCUAGUGCGCAGGUGCCAGCACAAUUGCUUCCACAUGUUCAUCUGAUAUCUCAAUACCGAUUCCCUACAGUCGCGUCGCUCCAACCGCAACAUGCGCUCGACUACCUUCUCAAGGGCCCAUCCAUAGUCAAGGACGCCGCGGCCGUUGCUUGGACCUAUCUCCCUUCUCCGCCAGCAGACGGCACUGUGCUUUUGACCUGGCAACCGCAGCGCCUACAAACACACUUUGCUUCAGAUGGCUUAGUAUGGGGUGAUCCAGAAGUAGCUUUCGAUAUGAAUCACAGGGGCUAUCAACUUCAAAUGUUCCAACACAAAUCGGGUUUCCAUCAUCCUCACGAGCCGGUUGCGACUCAUGCGCGCUACCGCUACAGGAUUGUCAAUGGGCCCAGCGGCACAUUCGACCCCAGCUUGUGGAUAGUGCACUAUACCAUGGCCGAUCCGAGUCACAGGAUACCCGCAAGCCAGAUUCCCAUAGCGAGAGACGUCCACGCGCAGCUAGCCAUGCGUGCGCAGCUUCAGAGCGCUGGACAAUUGGUGCGCAAAGAAUUCAUGCUAUACGAUAGUGCGAAUUGGCCAAAAGUGGAAUUCGCACAACCCACCGCGCGGGGCCAGCAGGCGUAUUAUAAUCCCAUGCAGAGGCCUCAAUCAUAUCAAAACGGCGUGGGCCCACCACCCGCCAAGCGCCAACGCGGUCCACCUCAACAACAAACACGCCCAUCCGGACCGGCUGCUAUAGCGCCAGACACAGCUCUAGAAGAGGAAGAGAAUGGCACACAAGAUCUCUUCGAUUUCAUGACGCCGCGGGAGAUUAGCCUUUCAAGAUACAAGCAACAUCACGAGUGGAUGGAGGAGAUCUUCGCUUCUCCCCACACGAUUGGGAAGAUCAUGCCUAUCGAUCUUGGAUUUGGGCUUAUGGGGGAGCUGGCCCCAUUGACCGCGAAUCUUCUGGAUACACCUACAGGCGACGCUCCCAUUGACGUCGAUGGAGAAGCCAACCCGGACUACAAGAACAAAGUGAAGAACUAUGAAAAACUACGGCCAGAGCAACUUAAAGAAUUUGAGACUCGGGUUGCAGCAUAUGUGUCGAAAGAGGAGGCUGAAAUCGAAAAGAUGAAGGCCGCACAUGCCAAAAAGAUGGGGGCCCUCAAGAAGUCGCGAACGUACAUCAAAGCCGAACGGCGACUGUGGGAGGCGAAUCAUCCAUACGAUCCCGAGAAGGAUGGUGCGGACCCGGUGGAUACUGUCGUGAAGGAUUUGGAAAAAUCAGUAGGCACCAAUUUCGGCACCAAAAAACUAGUAGUAUGUGUAGACAAGGGCGGCUUCAUGGAAGUGCAACCACCACCGCCACCAAAACCCCAAACUAACGGCAAUACACCUUCCAACUCGAACAAUGAUCCAGCUGAUGGAGCGACCGAAGGAGACAAUACUGCCGCAGGCUUGCUAGAUCAGUUUGGUUCGGGCUCACUCACCGGGACCCCCGGAGGCAAUCUAUCGGUCCCUGCGUUAUCACAGCCACAAAGCCAAUCGCAAUCCGCGGUCGCUACACCUGCAGCACCUGCAGCUCAGGCUGCUGAGGUAGCUGAUGCAGCCAGACCCUCAGCUUUCGAUGAGCAAACUGCAGACCUCGAUACCACUACGAAUGUGGAAAAUGAAUUGCUUGAUCUGGAUGUGGAAAUGUCUGGUAUGGCUAACACAAGCGGAAAAGCAGAGGGUGACUGGGUCAUGGUGGACGAGCAAAAUAACGGAACCGCGCAACAGCCUUCGCAACCUCCCGCUAGUACUGCGACUCCAGCAGAUGCAAGUGCGCCACCUACCACCAGCGUUGACGCAGAAGCUGGGGACAUGUUCAGUGGAGAGUUUGGCAAUUUCGAAAACCUAGACUCUGCUGGGGAUGCGUUAGCAGAUUUUCCCGCUGACGAUACUAUGGGCUUGGAUUUGGUGGACGAUUCAGCAUUUGGUGAUGCUUUCCAAGGGAUGGGAGAGAAUGCAUAG